This is a messenger RNA of Bursaphelenchus okinawaensis, 394 nucleotides long. The record is from the annotation of a GenBank genome assembly. Lineage: Eukaryota; Metazoa; Nematoda; Chromadorea; Rhabditida; Aphelenchoididae.
AUGUUUGUUCGUUUUGGUAUCUUCGUAUUGUUGUGUGGUAAGUUUCAUUGCUUACUGUAACGCUUUAUGGCUAAGCUAUGGCUGACUAGACCUAGACCUAGACCUAGACCUAGACCUAGACCUAGACCUAGACCUAGACCUAGACCUAGACCUAGACCUAGACCUAGACCUAGACCUAGACCUAGACCUAGACCUAGACCUAGACCUAGACCUAGACCUAGACCUAGACCUAGACCUAGACCUAGACCUAGACCUAGACCUAGACCUAGACCUAGACCUAGACCUAGACCUAGACCUAGACCUAGACCUAGAACUAGACCUAGACCUAGACCUAGACCUAGACCUAGACUUAGACCUAGACCUAGACCUAGACCUGGGCUUAAAAAUAGUUUGA